This is a messenger RNA of Dictyostelium purpureum, 3008 nucleotides long. RefSeq lists its product as uncharacterized. Bases 70 to 2928 code for a protein of 952 amino acids. Gene Ontology annotation, molecular function: phosphorelay sensor kinase activity. Gene Ontology annotation, biological process: phosphorelay signal transduction system; phosphorylation. The transcript is spliced from 5 exons. The record is from RefSeq and is a predicted model, not a curated record. NCBI's taxonomy places the organism in Eukaryota, Evosea, Eumycetozoa, Dictyosteliales, Dictyosteliaceae.
AGAUUUAUUAUACAGCAAGCAACCUUUAAAGUUGCAAGAAUUUUUAAUGAAAACUUAAUUCAGAUUUUUAUGGAUAUAAGCUCAGUAUAUUCCUCAUCUGCUUUAUUUUUUUCAAAAUUUUCAAAGUUAAUUUGUAAAGUUUUUAAUUCAAAGUAUGCAGGUGUUAGCGUUAUAAAUGGAACUGGAGGAUUUGAUACCAUUUCAUUUUGUAGUCCAACACAAGAAUAUGAAAAUUUUUCAUUUUCAUUAAAAAAAACAAGUCAAAACAUUGUAUAUUAUGAUGACAUUAAUCAAGUAUUUAUAAACAAAGAUAUUAUUAAAAAAUAUCAACUAAAGAGUUAUAUGGAAAUUCCAUUAAGAGAUACAAAUGAUAUAUACAUUGGUGAUAUAGUAUUAUUUGGUGAUGAAUCUCUAAACCCCAAUAUAUUAGAUACAAAUAUUUUAACAUUUAUUGUAAAUAGAACAUCAAUAGAAAUCGAAAAGAAAAGGGUAUCUGACGAAUUAAUUAUUGCAAAAAACCUUUUAAACCAAUCCCCAUCAUGUAGCUGUCUGGUCAACAAACAAGGAAUAAUUAUCAGAAAGAUUGGUGCAUUUUAUGAUAGACUACUUGGUUAUCAGAUCGGUGAUAAUAUAAUGAAAUUUGACAAAAAAAAUGAAAUAAAGCAAGUGUUUGACAAAGUGUGCUUUGAUAACAAUAAUAUUAUAGGUGAAAUUACAAUUACUAAAGAAAAUGGCGACAAUUAUCCUGCCGAAAUAUUUGCAAAAGAAAUUGGAGAUAGCCAAGGUAAUUCAAAUGGUAUUAUGAUAAUUCUCAGAGAUAUAUCAGAUCAAAUAACAUUGAAAGAAAUGAACACUGAACUACAAAAUAAAUCAGAAUUAGAACAAAAAAGAAAUUUAGAACUAAUGGAGGCAAGAGAUCAAGCCGUAGCUGCUACUAAAAUAAAGUCUCAAUUUUUGGCAACAAUAAGUCACGAAAUUAGAACACCUCUAAAUGGUGUAAUAGGUAUGGCUGAAAUGUUAUUAAAAACCAGUCCUCUAAAUACCGAACAGCACGAUAUCGCUGAAACAAUUUUUGGUUCUGGCGAAUUAUUAUUAUCAAUUACAUCAGAUAUACUUGAUUUCAGUAAAAUUGAAGCAUCAAGAUUAGAAUUGGAAAUGAUAGAGUUCGAUUUUAUUGGCUGCUUAGAAGGAAUAGCUAAAACUAUUGGAGUAUCCAUCAACAAUAAACCAAUUGAGAUUGUAACACUUUUUGACCCAGAUAUUCCACAUAGACUAGUUGGGGACCCUAACCGUCUUGUUCAAAUUAUGUUAAAUAUGGGUACAAAUGCUGUAAAAUACACUGAAAAGGGUCAUAUUAUAUUUAAAGUAUCUGUUUUAUCAAGAAAGCAUAAUUGGUGUAAGGUUAAAAUAGGUAUUGAAGAUAGUGGUAUUGGUAUUAAAGAAGAACAAAGAAAACAUUUAUUCGAGCCAUUUCAUCAGAUCGAUGCUUCAACAACUAGAAAAUAUGGAGGUAGUGGCUUAGGUCUUGCUAUUUCAAGCAAAUUAGCAAAAUUAAUGGGUGGAAGUGUAUUAUUGGAAAAAAGUACACCCGGUGUUGGUUCUUUGUUUUCGGUAACACUAGAAUUUGAAGAAAUUGGACCAGAUACCCUUUCUACAAUUUUCCCAGAUAAAAUAUUUUCACAAAACAAAUCUGUAAUUAUAGUCGAUAACUAUGAUGUUACAAGACCAUUAAUGGAAAAGAAGUUCUCACAUUUAAUUGGAGGAAACAUUUAUGGAGUCAAAGAAGAUGUAGUUAAAGAAUUUUUUGGUUUUAUCCAUAAUGGAAAAUCAGAUCCAAACAAUCCAUCAUCAAAUAUUGACUUUUUAGAUAUAAACCCUAAAAUUAAACACUUUUUCGACCCAACCUUAUCAGCAAUCAUUGUUUGCAAUAGAUUUAUGGACGAUGUAGAUACAUCUUCAAAAUAUGUUAAAGAAUUCCUAGAGUAUUAUCCAAAAAAAGUUAUAGUUGCACUCUCAAUCAAUCAAUGUAACUUUAAACUACUACCACCCAAAAGAGAUUUCCUCAUUAUAAAGAAACCAAUAUCAUCAACUUCAUUAAUUAAAAUAUUAAACCUAAUUAAUGAAAACUCACCAAAUUCUCCUGCAAACCCCCUUUUAUCACCAGCAAAUGGGAAGAGAUCAACUACACCGAAAAAAGAAAAAUAUGACUUCAAUGUCUCACCUAUGCGAAUAGAUUUAAAUAUUAGCGGAUCUUCGCCAAAGCUAAAUAUUUAUUCUGGUAGUAGUGAUGAAGAUGACAGUUAUUCAUUAAAUUUAGCAAAUAUUGAACUAAUAAAUGACCCAAUCUCCACAACAAUUUCAGAAAAAGAUCAAGAGAGAAAUAAUAAAAUUAAUGAAAUUGAAAAAAUCAAUCAACAAAAUAAAAAAGAAAAAGAAAAAGAAAACUUAGAAAAAAAACAACUAAUCCAAGAUCAAAAAAAUUCCCCUCAAAAUCAACUACAAGUAAAAGCAAAAGAAAAACCAAGAAUACUACUUGUUGAUGAUAAUGCAGUUAAUAGAAAAGUAGUUAAAUUACAAUUAAAAAAACUAGGGUAUGAAUGUGACACUGCUACCAAUGGUUUUGAAGGUUUCGAAAAACAAAAGGAGUUCAAUUACGAUUUAAUAUUUAUGGAUUUAAAUAUGCCCGAAUGUGAUGGCUCCACUGCAAGCAAGUUAAUUAGAUCAUGGGAAGAAACCAACAACUAUGUAAAUAGAGUCAGUAUUGUUGGUUUAUCAGCUACAUAUCUUCAUGGAUCAAAAGACUAUUGUAAGUCAAUGGGAAUGGAUGAUUUUGUUGUAAAACCAAUAAAGCUAGAUCCACUGGGUCAAUUGGUUAAGAAAUAUUUAGAUAGCCAUAAUUUACAAUCAAUACCAAAAGAUUUCAUUUAAAUUUAAUAAAAUAAAUUAUUUUAUAUAUAUACAAUUAAAAAAUAUAAUAUAUAAAAUAUAAAAUAUAAAAUAUAAAAUAU